UUUCAACGGACAAGGGGAAGCAUCAACUAGAGAGCUUCUUCAAUUGGUGGUACUUUUCAUUUACUUUGGCCCUUAUUGUAGCUCUUACUGCGGUUGUCUACAUUCAGACUAAUGUCAGUUGGAUUCUCGGCUUCGCCAUCCCAACCGGCUGUUUUCUUCUCUCUAUAAUCAUUUUCUUGAUGGGUUAUCAUACUUAUAUUCUCAAGGAGCCUCAAGGAAGUGUUUUUAUUGACAUGGCCAAAGUGAUCACAGCUGCUAUUAGGAAGCGCAAAGUAACUGUCGCCCAAGUUUCAGAAGUCUCCCUUUACGAUCCUCCCUUGCCUGCAUCAGUUUCAGAGACGAAAAAAAUUCCCCAUAGCAAUAGAUUCAGUUGCCUUGACAAGGCUGCUGUGAUACUCAAUCCAAGUGAAUUGGAUAACCAAGGGAAGGCGAAGAAUGAAUGGAGAUUAUGCAGCGUGCUACAAGUCGAACAACUGAAAAUGUUGGUGGGAAUGUUUCCAGUUUGGGUUACAGGAAUUAUCUGUUUCAUAGCCAUGGACCAACAGAACACCAUUGGGAUGCUUCAAGCAAUUCAGACUAACACAACAAUUUGGGGUUUCAACGUGCCGCCUGGUUGGAUGGGCCUAGUAUCAAUGAUUUCACUCUCAUCCUGGAUAUUCAUUUAUGAACGUAUCUGUGUACCUCUGUCUCGUAUCCUGACCGGAAAGAAAAGAAGAAUGACAAUGAGACAAAGAAUUAACACUGGCAUUGUGAUGUCAAGUUUCAGCUUAUUGGUAGCUGGUUUUAUGGAACAGAAGCGAAGAGUCUCAGCUUUAGAACAAAAGUCAUUUAAGUCAUCUCUAAGUAUUCUAGCCCUGGUCCCACAAUUUUGCCUCUCAGGAUUGACAGAAGCCUUUGCUGCAGUGGCCUUAAUGGAAUUUUUAACCACAGAAUUGCCAGAAUCCAUGAGAACUGUUUCGGGGGCAACAUUCUUUCUGAGCUUAUCAAUUGCAAGCUAUUUGAACUCCUUUCUAGUAAAUGUGAUUCAUGGUAUAACUGGUAAAAAUGGAGCUGUCCCAUGGCUUGGUGGCACUGAUCUUAACAAAGAUACCCUGGAAUAUUUCUAUUUCUUGAUUGCAGGAAUUGAAGUUCGAGAUGCUGAUGAAGAGAAAUGGGUUAAUGAUUCUUCUGUGGAUCAUAAAGGAAGAGUUCCUCUUCGAGCUUCCACUGGUGUUUGGAAAGCCUCCAUCUUCAUUAUUGCAAUCGAGUUCAGUGAGAGGCUGAGUUACUUUGGGAUAUCAAAGAACCUGAUAAUUUACCUGACCAAAGUGAUCCAUCAAGACCUGAUGACAGCAGCGAGGAAUGUGAACUACUGGGUUGGUGUGACAACUCUUAUGCCACUGCUUGGAGGAUUUGUAGCCGAUGCUUACCUGGGCCGAUUCUCAACCGUCCUUGUUUCAUCCCUCAUUUACCUCUUGGGUUUGCUUCUGUUAACAAUGUCCUGGUACGUGCCAGGCUUAAAGGCUUGUGAUGCAGAAGUGUGCCUUGAGGCUAGAAAGAUUCAUGUGGUGUUUUUUUUUAUUGCAAUAUACUUGGUCUCUGUGGGAACUGGAGGGCACAAGCCCUCUUUGGAGAGCUUUGGAGCUGACCAGUUUGAUGAGGAUCACACAGAAGAAAGAAAGAAGAAAAUGUCCUUUUUCAAUUGGUGGAAUUUUGGCUUCUGUUCUGGAAGUAUGCUUGGGGUCACUGUUGUUAUAUAUGUGCAAGACCAUGUGAACUGGGGUGUAUCGGAUAUUAUCAUUACAGCAGUUAUGGCUAUCUCGCUGCUUAUUUUCAUCAUCGGAAGACCAUUUUAUCGCUAUCGUACGCCAACCGGAAGUGUCUUGACACCAUUGUUGCAGGUUCUUGUAGCUGCUGUUGCCAAAAGAAAUUUGCCUCAUCCUUCCAAUCCUGGUCACCUCUAUGAGGUUCCCAAAACACAAAAGGCCCAGGGAAGGCUUUUGUGCCACACUGACAAGCUCAAGUUUCUUGACAAAGCUGCUAUUGUUGAUAAUAAAACUUCGGUUAAGACGCAAAGUCCCUGGAAACUAGCAACAGUUACCAAAGUUGAGGAAAUGAAGCUUAUUCUUAAUAUGAUCCCCAUAUGGCUAGCUGCCUUACCAUUUGGAAUUAGUGUUGCACAAACUGCCACAUUCUUCAUCAAACAAGGUGCCACUUUGAACCGAAAGAUUGGUGAUGGAUUCAUGAUCCCCCCAGCCUCAAUAUACGCUCUUGCUGCCAUUGGAAUGAUCAUCUCUAUCACUGUUUAUGACAAAAUCCUGGUUCCCAUAUUAAGAAGGGCAACAGGAAACGAACGAGGCAUAACAAUCCUCCAGAGAAUCGGAAUCGGUAUGCUUUUCACAAUUACGACAACGGUAGUUGCAGCCUUGGUUGAGAGAAAGAGACUUGCUGCUGUCGAAAAGGAUCCGAAAUUCGGAUCAAUGUCCAUGAGUGUGUUUUGGUUAGCCCCCCAGUUUGUCAUUAUUGGUGUUGGAGACGGGUUUACUGUGGUGGGUCUGCAAGAGUAUUUUUAUGACCAAGUUCCGGAUUCAAUGAAAAGUUUAGGCAUUGCCUUCUAUCUGAGUGUGAUUGGAGCUGGAAACUUCCUUAGUAGUCUUUUAGUAACACUUCUUGAUCAGAUUACAGAGAAAAUUGGGAAAAGCUGGUUUGGUAAAGAUUUAAACAGCAGCCGCAUAGACAAUUUCUACUGGCUAUUAGCAGGAAUGAACACAGUGAAUUUGUUAUUCUAUGUGUUCUUGGCUAAACGAUACUCAUACAAAAAUGUUAAGAGGAGCAGGGCUGAGCCUGAUUGCCAUGAAGGUGAGGGGUCUGUGGCAGUUGUUGAUAGUUAAUGUAACUUGGUAUUCAA
This is a messenger RNA of Mangifera indica (mango), 2887 nucleotides long. Its product is annotated as protein NRT1/ PTR FAMILY 5.6-like. The transcript has 6 exons. Gene Ontology annotation, biological process: transmembrane transport; dipeptide transport. Gene Ontology annotation, molecular function: tripeptide transmembrane transporter activity; dipeptide transmembrane transporter activity. NCBI's taxonomy places the organism in Eukaryota, Viridiplantae, Streptophyta, Magnoliopsida, Sapindales, Anacardiaceae. The record is from RefSeq and is a predicted model, not a curated record. Gene Ontology annotation, cellular component: membrane. Bases 180 to 2870 code for a protein of 896 amino acids.